AUGGAUGUGAAAGAAAGGAAGCCGUACCGAUCUUUGACCAGACGCCGUGAUGCCGAACGCCGCUACACCAGUUCCUCAGCAGAGAGCGAAGACAGCAAAAUACCUCAGAAGUCCUACAGCUCCAGUGAGACUCUGAAGGCCUAUGAUCAGGACUCUAGGCUGACAUACGGCAAUCGGGUUAAAGAAAUGGUACACCAAGAGGCGGAUGAGUACUGCCGAACAGGGGCCAACUUUUCUCUGAGGGAACUGGGCCUCGAAGAUGUCACCCCUCCACAUGGGACUUUAUACAGGACGGAUAUAGGGCUGCCCCACUGUGGCUACUCCAUGAGUGCUGGCUCGGAUGCAGACACUGAAGCCGACGCCAUUAUGUCACCGGAGCAUCCGGUGAGGCUCUGGGGGCGCAACACCAAAUCGGGCCGCAGCUCGUGCUUGUCGAGCCGGGCCAACUCGAACCUCACCCUCACCGAUACCGAACACGAAAACACCGAAACCG
Messenger RNA from Gekko japonicus, 493 nucleotides. RefSeq names its product teneurin-4-like. Gene Ontology annotation, biological process: signal transduction. The annotation marks the transcript as partial. The transcript is spliced from 2 exons. Lineage: Eukaryota; Metazoa; Chordata; Lepidosauria; Squamata; Gekkonidae. The record is from RefSeq and is a predicted model, not a curated record. Gene Ontology annotation, cellular component: membrane.